Messenger RNA from Cylindrotheca closterium, 3927 nucleotides. Lineage: Eukaryota; Bacillariophyta; Bacillariophyceae; Bacillariales; Bacillariaceae. The record is from the annotation of a GenBank genome assembly.
AUGGAGGCUUCCAGCGGGAUAGAAGCCAAGGCGUCAGCUUCAACUUCAGCUUCAGCUCAACAUGAUCCAUCUUAUCCACCCAGUUUAUUAGGAAAUGCCUCUCCUUUGGCAAAACUGAUUUUUUCUUGGCCCUUUUCCUUGCUCAAGAUUGGUUUGGAACGACCGCUGACAGAGCUCGACCUGCCAGAGAUUCUGGACGUGGAUACUUCCAAGCAUCAACGUAACUAUUUUGAAGACCUAUGGGAAAGAGAAAAAGAAAGGAGUCCAGAAAAACCAAACUUGCAUCGAGCCUUGACCAUUGAUUACUUCAAGUCUACCUGGAAAGUACAACCCUUGCUCUUUCUCGGAAACACCGCGACUAUUAUACAAGCAGUAGCGUUGGGAAAUUUGAUUGAUUCCUUUGAGACGGGCAAUGAUGAGGGCUACUUUUGGGCUGGAAUGCUGGUGGUAUGCGGACUGGUUGUUCUGUUUGAGCAUCAUCAUGUCUUUUUCAUGACUUGGCGCAAGGGGAUGCAAAUGCGAAUCUCUUGCGUGGGUUCCAUCUACACGAAAUCACUGAAACUAUCCUCAACGCAUCAAGAGACUAAUGCAAACACUGGCAGAAUCAUGAACUUGGCCAGUAAUGACGUGGAUCGAUUUCUUCUGGCCGCACUCUUUAUCAAUUACAUCUUUUGGUCUCCAGUGCAGUCCAUAGCCAUCUUGUUGGUUGGAUUGUGGAUAUUGGGACCAGCUUUUGCAGCUGGAUUUGCUCUACUAUUCCUGGUUUUUGUGCCCUUUCAAUUCUAUCUGAGCAACAAGUUUGCUUUCUUCCGAUCCAAGAUUGCGGCCAUUACGGAUCGACGAGUGACCUUUGUCUCUCAAGCAGUACAUGGCGCUCGCAUCAUGAAGAUGAGUGGCUUUGAAUGGCGAUUCCUCGACCGCAUUCAAAGUAUCCGCAAGGAGGAAGUAGAUCAAAUUCAAAAUGCAAACCGGCUGAAGGCUGCAAAUGAAGCAUUGUUCUUUGUUACUAAUGUGGUCAUUUCCUUGAUCAUAUUUCUAGUACAUGUAUUGUGGGUCGGAGGAACCUUGUACCCGCGAGAUAUUUUCACUGUCUUGACCUUGGUUAAUAUUCUGCAGCUUCAAAUGAUCAAACACGUUUCGCUCGGAAUUAUGGGAGUGAGCGAGGCAUAUGUGUCCAUUGGUCGGAUUCAAAAUUUUCUCGAGUCACCGGAACAACAUUUUACGGAAAGCACUGAUGACUCAUUGGCAGACAAUGUUGCCAUUUCGAUGGACGAGGUAUGCUGUCAAUGGAAUCAUGUCAGAGACGUAACGACCAAGAAGGUUACCGAUGGUGACGAUGAUGAGACCUCCACUGCAUCACUUGCGUCGGCGCUGACGGAUAUCUCGAUUGAUUUCGAAAAGGGGCAUUUGACUUGCAUCAUUGGAACAGUGGGAAGUGGAAAGAGCGCCUUGCUGCAGGCAAUUGUUGGGGAACUCCCAGUGUUCACUGGAAAGGUUCAACGCUCCUAUGGCAAAUUAGCAUAUGCGGCACAGGAUCCAUGGAUUAUGGAUGGGACAGUCAAAGAGAAUAUCACAAUGGGAAGUCCGUUACGCCAGGAAUGGUAUGAUGAAGUGAUUGACGCAUGUGGGUUACGACUAGAUUUUUCACAGUUUGCCAAUGGAGACGAGACUAUUGUAGGAGACAGAGGUGUCCAGUGCUCCGGGGGACAACGAGCCCGCAUCGGACUGGCACGAGCAUUAUAUCGGGAUGCCGACGUUCUGGUUGCGGAUGAUCCCCUUUCGGCGGUGGACGCCAAGGUGGGGCGGCAGCUCUUUAAUGAAGCCCUUCUGGAACUGGGUGUCAAGAGGGGCAAAUGUGUCAUUCUAACCACUCACCAGCAUCAAUAUGUUCACGAGCAACGUUGCGUUCUAGUGACAAAUGGAAAGAUUGGCAAGAUUGGAUCCUAUGCCGAGUGCGUUGCCGCAGCAAAUGGAAAGUUGACCGCUCACUCUGCGGAUGAUGCCGUUGACACACUCUCCGCCGAUCCAAAGACCGCGUCUUCCACAGUCGAAGCAAAGGACGAACUUUUUGAGAUCGCGCCUUCGACGAAUGGAAAAGUAAACGAUAACAAGGAAGAUAGCAACACGGGAGAGGUCAAGUUGGACACAUUUUUGAACUACUUCCGUGCCAUGGGUGGACUCGGGAUCGGCUUUGGCUUAUUCUUGCUUUUCACGGUUACGCAGGCAGCGGUGUUGGUUGCGGUGGCCAUGAUGGGUAGAUGGGCAGAACGGCAGCCCGAAGAUCAGAAAUCCUGGGAUAUAUUGGCGAUUGUGAUCGCGAUGGGCGUGGCUGUGAUUCUGCUGGCGUCAGUUCGUGCUGCUGUGAGUUUCUACUAUACUAUUAAGGCAUCUCGCACUUUGCACGAUGGAAUGACGAAAGCCGUCUUGCGAGCUCCAAUUUCUUUCUUUGACACGAAUCCCCUUGGGAGAGUCCUCAAUCGCUUCUCAGCGGAUGUUGGAUCCAAUGAUGAUAUGCUUCCACAAACCUUGUUCGAUUUCACUGUCAUCUUUUAUAUUGUGAUCGGAACGCUUGUGACAACUGUGACUGUGUUGCCAUUUGCCCUUCUUGCAAUGCCACCGCUACUAUACUACUUUUUGUCAGUGCGAAACGUAUUUGUCACGAGCACCCGUGAACUGAAGCGUCUUGAAGGCCUCGCAAGGUCACCAAUGUUUGCAAUGCUAAGCGAGUCUCUCAGUGGAGUCGCGACAAUACGGGCCAACGAUUCUCCCGCGUUCUUUGUGAAAAAGUUCGAAAAUGCACAUGAUGCACACACAAGAUCAUUUUUCUCUUUUAUUGCUGCAUCACGCUGGGUCGGCUUUCGAAUGGACUGCAUCAUGUUUGUUCUGAUGGGUGUGGUCAGCUUCUUAGCUGUCCUUUUUCAGCGACAAGACUGGUUCAAAAUUGAUCCAGCAAUCUUGGGCCUAUCCAUAUCUAUGCUCUUACAACUCGCGGGAAUGUUCCAGUGGUGCAUCCGACAGAGCGCAGAGGUAGUGAACUUGAUGGUUUCUGUGGAACGUGUCCUUGCAUUCAAAAAUUUGCAAUCCGAAGCACCUCUUGCCUUAGAUAGUGACAAGGACUUGGACACAGCAUGGCCGCAAGAUGGAAAGAUCGAAGUCAAGGAUGUAGGAAUUAGGUAUCGGAAUGGAUUGCCUCUUGCUUUGAACGGCGCUUCGUUCUCCAUCCCUGCUGGGGCUCGAAUUGGUAUAGUUGGACGAACGGGAAGUGGAAAGAGUACAGUCGUCCAAACACUGUUUCGGUUGCUGGAAACUGAAAAUGGAAAGAUCACUAUAGACGGAACUGAUAUUUCCAAAAUUGGGCUCCAUCGCCUUCGCACGAAAAUAUCUGUGAUUCCACAGAUGCCAACUCUCUUCAGUGGAUGUACUAUUCGAGAAAACUUGGACCUUUUCGGCAUGCAUGACGAGAAGGCAAUCGUGAAAGCUCUCAAGGAUGCUCACUUGAGUGAGGUUAUCGAAGAGCUACCUGAAGGACACAAUACCCUUGUCGCUGAAGGAGGAUCAAAUUUCUCGGUUGGGCAACGGCAAUUGCUAUGUUUAGCACGAGCAAUCCUUAGCAAGAAUAAGAUCCUUGUUUUGGAUGAGGCAACUGCAUCAGUUGAUCGGCGCACGGAUCAGCUGCUCCAUGAAUCGUUGCAUGAAUCCUUUGAGGAUUCCACGAUUAUUGCUGUUGCCCAUAGACUCGAUACCAUAAUCGAUCAUGACUACAUCUUGGUCCUUGGUCUUGGCAAGGUUCUUGAGUUCGGGCCACCAGCUGAACUGAUUCGCUCUGGUGGAACAUUUUGCCAGAUGGUCGACGAAACUGGUGAGAUAAUGUCAGUCAACCUGAAACAACGCGCUUUCGCUAAAGAGAGCGAGGUUGCACAUGGCUAA